AUAUAUAAACCCUAAUCCCCUUCCUUCUUUCUGUAUCUAUCUAUAUAUAUAUUCCAGAAUAAUAAUCCCCCAAAAUCAUCGAAUCUCAAAAACACACAAAAACACAAACAAUCUUUUCCGAUGGCAGACGAAGCAAAAGCUAAAGGCAACGCAGCUUUCUCAGCCGGAAAGUUCACUGACGCCAUCAAUCACUUCACUGACGCCAUCAAUCUCGCCCCAACAAACCACGUGCUUUAUUCAAAUCGCUCAGCCGCUUACGCUUCUUUAAACCAAUAUUCAGAAGCCUUGUCAGAUGCCAAGAAAACCGUCGAUCUGAAACCCGAUUGGUCUAAAGGCUACUCUCGGCUCGGCGCGGCUCACCACGGUCUCAAACAGUACGAUGAAGCCGUUUCCGCGUAUAAAAAAGGUUUAGAAGUUGACCCAAGUAAUGAAACAUUGAAAUCUGGGCUUAAAGAUGCGGAAAGUGCGAAACUUUCGUCGUCGGGUCGACCCGGGUCGAGUCAACCCGGAAUGGGGAAUUUGUUUGGGGAAGCUUUUGGGUCGGAUAUGUGGGCUAAGUUGACUGCUGACCCGGCUACGAGGUUGUUUAUGCAGAUGCCGGAUUUCGUGGCGAUGAUGAAGGAUUUACAACGAAACCCGAAUAAUUUGAAUAUGUAUUUGCAGGAUCAGAGGGUAAUGCAGGCAUUGAGUGUUUUGUUGAAUGUUAAGAUGUCAAAAGGGCCAGGUGGGAAUGAUUCUGAUGACGUGGAGAUGCCUGAUUCGCCACCGAAAGAGCGAAAAAGGCCUGCAGAUGAAGCCGAGACGGUUAAGGAGAAGAAAAGAGAGGCAGAAGUUGAACCCGAACCUGAGCCAAUGGAUGAUGAUGAGAGGGAAUUGAAAGAAAAGAAAGCGAAUGCGCAGAAAGAGAAGGAAAAGGGGAAUGCUGCUUAUAAGAAGAAGGAUUUCGAUACUGCGAUUGAGUGUUACACGAAAGCGGUUGAAUUGGAUGAUACGGAUAUUUCGUUUCUUACGAAUAGGGCUGCGGUGUAUUUGGAGAUGGGAAAGUUUGAUGAAUGCAUCAAAGAUUGUGAAAAAGCUGUGGAGAGAGGAAGGGAGCUUCGUUCUGACUAUAAGAUGGUUGCAAGGGCUUUGACAAGAAAGGGAACUGCUUUGGUUAAGAUGGCUAAAACAUCAAAAGACUAUGACCCUGCAAUUGAGACUUUCCAAAAAGCUCUUACUGAGCAUCGCAACCCAGAUACUCUAAAGAAGCUGAAUGAUGCAGAGAGAGCAAAGAAGGAGCUGGAACAACAAGAAUACUAUGACCCUGAACUUGCUGAGAAGGAGCGUGAAAAAGGGAAUGAGUGCUUCAAAGAGCAGAAAUAUCCAGAUGCUAUCAGGCACUACACAGAAGCAUUGAGAAGAAACCCCAAGGAUGCAAAGGCAUACAGUAACAGAGCUGCUUGCUACACAAAACUUGGGGCAAUGCCUGAAGGAUUGAAAGAUGCAGAGAAGUGCAUAGAGAUUGAUCCAAAAUUCUCAAAGGGGUACACCAGGAAAGGUGCAAUCCAGUUUUUCAUGAAAGAGUUUGACAAGGCUUUAGAGACAUAUCAAGAGGGCUUGAAGCAUGAUCCCCAAAAUCCGGAGUUGCUUGAGGGUGUGAGGAGUUGCGUGCAACAAAUUAACCGAGCCAGCCGUGGAGAUUUGACACCAGAUGAGCUUAAGGAGAGACAGGCGAAGGCUAUGCAAGAUCCAGAAAUCCAGAACAUUCUCACGGAUCCUGUUAUGGCACAAGUGUUGAAGGAUCUUCAAGAGAACCCGAAGGCUGCACAGGAUCAUAUGAAGAAUCCUUCCGUGAUGAACAAGAUUCAGAAGCUGAUCAGUGCUGGGAUUGUGCAGAUGAGAUGAUGCUUUUCAUAAAACCUAGCUCCUUUUUGCAUGGAUGUCAUUUGAUAAGAACACGUUAAUUGGGUGUGCUUUUUUGAUGAAUCAUUAUUGAAACUGAUCAAAGUUUUAGGGAUAUGUGAACUUGGCGUAAUUUCCGUUCUUUUAAUAUGGUUUCGUUGUGUUUUA
Molecule: messenger RNA, 2049 nt
Organism: Erigeron canadensis
Lineage: Eukaryota; Viridiplantae; Streptophyta; Magnoliopsida; Asterales; Asteraceae
Product: hsp70-Hsp90 organizing protein 3-like
Exons: 7
Coding region: 121-1884 (587 amino acids)
Molecular function (GO): Hsp90 protein binding
Source: RefSeq, a predicted model, not a curated record